AACAAAAUUAGUGAAAGCAGUAGCAGAAGCAGCAAAAGCAGAGUUUUUUGACUGGCUGACUGCUCUGUGAGAUUUUUCAUCCAUUUUAGUGCCCACUCUGAGAACAAAAAUAAAUUCAGAAGAUUCUUUCAUAGAUUUUGUAAAGCGGGAAACUUUAAAAACAGAGAUAUAAUCCGCAAGUGUUUUCCUCUUUUUUUUUGUUUGGUGCUAUUAUUUACCAAUUUAAGAUUCAUAACUACUUGGAUUGCUGAAUUUGUUGAGGACUAGUGUGCUACCAGUGGAGGUAGACUACGGAAUAACAUAAUUUUUCUUACGUUUUAUUUUUUUUUAUUGACAAAGUGCCCGGCGACAACGACGUUUAACGCCGUUGUAACGUUGGCUCGAUGAUGGCAUUGCCAAUGAACUCACUUUACUCCCUUACGUGGGGCGACUAUGGCUCGUCACUGGUGACGGCCAUUCAACUUUUACGUUGUCACAACGACUUGGUGGACUGCACUUUAGCUGCUGGCGGGCGCAGUUUUCCAGCGCAUAAAAUCGUAUUGUGUGCAGCGUCACCGUUUUUAUUGGAGCUGUUAAAGAAUACGCCAUGCAAGCAUCCGGUAGUGAUGUUGGCCGGCGUCAAUGCCAACGACCUGGAAGCGUUGUUGGAAUUUGUUUAUCGCGGCGAAGUUAGCGUCGAUCACGCACAAUUGCCGUCGCUAUUGCAGGCCGCACAAUGCCUGAAUAUACAGGGCCUGGCACCGCAAACCGUUACGAAAGAUGACUACACCACGCAUUCAAUACAACUACAGCAUAUGAUACCACAACAACACCAUGACCAAGACCCACUGAUUGCCACCAUUGCUACCGCACCACAACAAACCGUACAUGCACAUGUCGUCGACGAUAUACACCAAGCUGGCCAGAUCUUGCAAACGACUACACACACUAACGCCGCCGGACAACAACAGACCAUUGUGACCGCUGAAUCGCCCAAGGAUGUUAUUCAACAAUUCUUGCCCGCACGCAAGCGCAAGCCGCGUGUUAAGAAGAUGUCACCGUCCGCUCCAAAAGUUGCUAAAGUUGAGGGUAUGGAAACGAUCAUUACUGCACCGACCACUACUACUGUCGUACAUCAAGCUACACAACAGCAACAACAACAGCAGCAGCAACAACAGCAACAAAUACAGGUACAACAACAAAGCAUUGAAAAUGGCAACGAGACACAGAUAAUAACCUCUACACCGCAUAUCAAGAGUGAAGUGGGCAAGGUAGAGACAAUUGUGACCAUGGACCCGAAUGUAACACCGAUAUCAACAGUUAAUACUAGCGAUGUUAGCACCGGCGGCACAACCCCAGCAAGCAGCACGAAAACAGUUAAACGCACCAAGAGUGAAUCCCGUUCACGCUCACAAUCGGAACAACCGGCCACUUGUCCCAUAUGUUAUGCAGUUAUCCGACAGUCACGUAACUUGCGACGCCAUUUGGAAUUACGGCAUUUCGCCAAACCCGGCGUAAAGAAGGAAAAGAAAACACCAACCGGCAAAAAAGUUAUAACCACAAGCACCGGCGCUGGCACCAGCAAUGCAGCUGGCACUUCAACGAUCACGACAGCAGUUAGCACCAUACCACAGGUGCAAUCGGUACAAUCGCUACACACAUUACAUACGGUACAGGUGAAAAAGGAUCCGGAUGCGCAGAAUCAAGGACAGCAAACCAUGACAGUGACCACUACGACCGGCGCUGGUGGUGGCCAGCAACAGCAGCAACAACAACAGCAGGUGCAACAAGUGCAGGUGCAACAGGCUACGACGCAGCAACAACAGCAAAUACAACAUCAUCAAAUCAUCGAUCAAUCGGGUAAUAUAACAACGGCUACGACAACGGGUGGUGGACAGCAGCAGCAACAACAAACUGGCGGACAAAUCGUAACACAAACCGAAAAUACAGACGGCACAACAUCGUUGUCCAUUGCGCAGGUGCAAACGCUGCAAGGCCAUCAAAUACUGGGCAAUAUUAAUCAGGGUAACAAUAAGAACAUUUUGGUAAAGAAAGUUUUCAUUUUGAAAGGCGGUAAUAAUACGUAAUGAUGAGCCAACGAUAUGAUCAGCGGUAGUGGAGGAGGCGGGAUAGGCGUGAUAGGCGGGAGCAGUGGUGGCGGCAGCAGCAACAGCAACGGUAA
This is a messenger RNA of Bactrocera tryoni, 2161 nucleotides long. RefSeq names its product transcription factor GAGA. The record is from RefSeq and is a predicted model, not a curated record. The coding region runs from base 384 to 2066 and encodes 560 amino acids. Gene Ontology annotation, molecular function: protein binding. Lineage: Eukaryota; Metazoa; Arthropoda; Insecta; Diptera; Tephritidae. Gene Ontology annotation, cellular component: nucleus. The transcript has 8 exons. Gene Ontology annotation, biological process: regulation of transcription by RNA polymerase II.